GGUGGCUACUCUAUUUAGCCACUUCGGUCAGGCUCACGGCACGCACACCCGUUUCACUCGGCAGCUGCGAAGCUGUGUGCGCGCCGGCCAUGGAGAAGAGGGCGCACGCGAUGCUGUUCCCGUUCCCGUGCUCGGGCCACAUCAACCCGACGCUGAAGCUGGCGGAGCUGCUGCACUCGCGCGGGGUGUACGUCACCUUCGUCAACACGGAGCACAACCACGAGCGGCUGCGGCGCACGGGCACGGCCGGAGGGCUGCACGGGCGAGAGGGGUUCCGGUUCGAGGCCGUCCCUGACGGGCUGUCGGAGGAGGACCGGCGCAGCCCGGACAAGACUGUGAAGCUGUACCUGUCGCUCCGGCAGAGCUGCGGCCCGCCGCUGGUGGAGCUGGCGCGGAGGCUCGCGGAGAGCGAGGGCGUGCCGCCGGUCACCUGCGUCGUGCUCAGCGGCCUCGUCAGCUUCGCGCUGGCCGCCGCAGAGGAGAUCAGCGUGCCGUCGUUCGUGCUGUGGGGCACCAGUGCGUGCGGAUUCGUCUGCACGCUCCGGCUGCGGGAGCUCCGACAGAGGGGCUACACGCCGCUCAAAGACGAGAGCUACCUGACGAACGGGUACCUCGACACGCCGAUCGACUGGAUCGCCGGGAUGCCGCCGGUGCGGCUCGGUGACAUCUCCAGCUUCGUCCGGACGCUGGACCCGAAAUGCUUUGCGCUGCGCGUGGAGGAGGAGGAGGCCAACAGCUGCGCCAGGGCGCAGGGCCUCAUCCUCAACACGUUCGAGGACCUCGAGUCCGACGUCCUCGACGCGCUCAGGGGCGAGUUCCCGCUGGUGUACACCAUCGGUCCCCUGGCCGCCGCCAUGCACCACCGCGUCGACCGCGCGCAGGGGCAGGGCGCGGCCGGGCUGAGCCUGUGGGAGGAGGACGCGGCCUGCAUGGCAUGGCUCGACGCGCAGCCGGCGGGGUCGGUCCUGUACGUCAGCUUCGGGAGCCUGGCCGUGCUCUCGCUGGACCAGCUCGCGGAGCUCGCGUGGGGCCUCGCCGCCAGCAACCGCCCGUUCCUCUGGGUCGUCCGCCCGGGCCUCGUUGCGGGCGAUCGCGGCGCCGACGCGCUGCCCGGCAAGUUCCUCGCGGAGACCAAGGGCCGGUGUUUCAUCGCCGAGUGGUGCGCGCAGGAGCAGGUGCUGCGGCACCGCGCCGUGGGCGGGUUCCUGACGCACAGCGGGUGGAACUCGACGAUGGAGAGCAUCUGGUCCGGCGUGCCGAUGGUCUGCUGGCCCGGGUUCGCCGACCAGUACAUCAACUGCCGGUACGUGUGCCGGGAGUGGGGCAUCGGGCUGCUCCUGGACGAGCAGCUGCGGCGGGAGCAGGUCACGGCGCAUGUCGAGGAGCUCAUGGGAGACACCGAGAAGGCCAAGGAGAUGAGGCGCAGCGCCGCCAAGUGGAAGGCGUUGACCAAGGCGGCGACGGCGCCCGGCGGGUCGUCGUACGAGAACCUCGAUAUGCUCGUCGAGGUGCUGCGGCUGCAUGAACCGGCUGACGCCGAGCUUGCCGGCGCGGUGACGCACGGUGCCCAGUGACGACAUGUCCCACGGUUUGUCGUGCCGUGCUGGUUCGAUGCAAGUGUACUGCACCCUUUUGACGUUUCCUCUCGUCUCACAGUUGUCAGCUCUUAUCUGAUUCCUGGAUAAGAGUUCGGUGACAGAAGCGAUCGUAACUGGUUUCGUACACGCAGUGUUUCGUUUCAACCAGCUAUGCGAAUUGUUUGUAUCGUAGCAGUUGAUUGCUUGUCUCAGCAUGAACAUUUUUAGUGGACAAA
This is a messenger RNA of Phragmites australis (common reed), 1813 nucleotides long. RefSeq names its product UDP-glycosyltransferase 85A5-like. The record is from RefSeq and is a predicted model, not a curated record. Bases 90 to 1574 code for a protein of 494 amino acids. NCBI's taxonomy places the organism in Eukaryota, Viridiplantae, Streptophyta, Magnoliopsida, Poales, Poaceae. The transcript has 2 exons. Gene Ontology annotation, molecular function: UDP-glycosyltransferase activity.